Scatophagus argus is the source of this 4235-nucleotide messenger RNA. RefSeq names its product Rho GTPase activating protein 9 (gene arhgap9). NCBI's taxonomy places the organism in Eukaryota, Metazoa, Chordata, Actinopteri, Scatophagidae. Gene Ontology annotation, biological process: regulation of GTPase activity; signal transduction. The record is from RefSeq and is a predicted model, not a curated record. Gene Ontology annotation, molecular function: protein binding; phospholipid binding. Gene Ontology annotation, cellular component: cytoplasm. Bases 518 to 3217 code for a protein of 899 amino acids. The transcript is spliced from 23 exons.
UUUUUUAUUCAGUUAAGCUGCAGGAGGAUGUAUCACCAUGGGCUGCAGCGAGCAAGUUAGUGCUCAUGCGUGAUUGUUGAUUUGCAAAAGUGCACGGCGGAGUUCUUCUCUGGGCUUCCGUUAUAUUCCGUUAUAGUCAAUAUUUUUAUUCUUACCACGAGGCGAGGCGUAAGUCCUGCUCCCCGCAGCUCAUUCCAAAAACACAACUGAGCUAUCAUCACGUUGCUGCCAGGUUUUAUCAGUGGCGUUGCAUGCCUGGACCUGACUGCAGAGUGACCUUGUUGACAUAGAGACGCUCUCACUUCAGGACCAUGUAAAUGACACAUUGCUGAGACCGUACAGCAGGAUUUUCAAGCCAAAAACAACUAUUGCUAUGGACUUCAAGGCUCGGCUUGGCAAGCAUGGCCCUGGCCUGGCUCCGGUCUCAUCUGCCCAGUGCUAACCCAACUGCUGUCACCAGUAUCAACCCUCAGCACUCUUCCAACAAAGCUUGCUGAACAGCACUGUGUAGAGAGCCAUGCUGUCUGGGACAUGGCGGCGUUCUGUGGGGCACCAGCAGUCUGCUGCAGCGCCUGUGGUGGCCUCCAGGGGGCUGACGGUGUGCGGGGUCCCCAGCGGCACGGUGGUCCUCGAAGCCCAGUAUGACUACAACUACCGCGGGGCCGAUGGGCGACAGGUCUGCAUUAGGGAGGGCGAACGCUUUAUUCUGCUGAAAAAGACCAACAGUGACUGGUGGCAGGUGCGGAGGAUUGGGGCAGCCAGUAAAACAAAGCCAUUGUAUGUUCCUGCCACAUAUGUGACAGAGGUACCCAUUGGCCCAGUGGCCUCGCCACAGCGCCUCGUCAUGUCUGCCUCGCUCAACUCCAACCUCAGGUUUCUGCCAAGGGUGUCGCUCUCUCCCAGCCCAACGGCAACAACCUAUAAUGAAUUGCAUCAAGUGAACAAACCCAUCUGUCGCUCCAUGGAAAACCUCAACUCCAACAGUGCCUUCCAGGGGCCGGACAGCAACACCAGCACAGGUGGAGGCCAUUUCCCCACCCUACCUCUCUCUGGAUUCACCUUUACCGCCAACUCUCCCACCUCCCCAUCAGGCCACCUUAUGGUCCCUGCGUCCCCCACAGCUUUCACAGUCCAAACAGUGCCACGGAAUCCCAGGGUGGUUCCCACGAUCACUCGGAGCCAGAGCUCCAGCAACCUGCCUGAAAACCUGACGGAGAACCUGUAUGAUGAGGUGGGCGGUGGCUUGAGCAGUCGUGUCAUCCACAAGAUGCCCAAGAAGUCUUGUAGCCAGUGGGAUGUGGUAGGACCUUCUGGCAAGAACAACCAUCUACAGGUCCCCACAGAGUCCUAUCUGUCCCAGCUGUCCUGGCAGGACUCCCCACUUUACACUGUAAUGCAGCCAGAGAAACGUCUGUCUCAGCCGGAGCCGCCUGUCCCCACCCCAGGUCAGCAGCCUCUUCAGAUCAUGGACAUGUGGGAGCAGUACUCUGACUCGUCCACAGGAAGAACUUUCUACAUCAACAGCAUCACCAAGGAGAGGUCCUGGAAACCCCCUCGCCGGGCCCGUGGGUGCACCACCAGCAAGGGGAGUCCAGUACAACCCCAGACGUUACCAAAGGAAACCAGCCAUCUCUCACUACCACUUCCUGAGGCUGGCAAUGGAACGAUGCACAGGCUGUCACCUGAUUUCCUCUUCGGGAGUCACCAGAGGAACACUGACAGUGGCUGGCAGAUGAAACAGAGCGUGCAGCGUAGCGGCUCCUCUGACACCCUGAGUAUGAUGGCGUUCAGCAAUGCCGAUGCCCAAUGCCGUAACUCUGGCCCCCAACGUGAUAUAAAGCAGCCGCUCAGCCACUCCCAAUCUAUGAUCCUGCCUGAGAAUGGCAAGCUGGUCCAUGAGUCCAAAGAUUACUCCAGUAACGUGACCAACAUCGUCGUGGAGCCUCCAUCUACUGAGACCUCUCCAGACAGCGAUGGCUGCACACCGGAGUUGGAGAAAGCCGGGCUCUUGAACAAGACAAAAAUUGCAGAAGGAGGCCGAAAACUGAGGAAAAAUUGGAGCCCUUCCUGGGUGGUGUUGGUUGGGAACAGUCUGGUUUUCUUCAAAGAUCCUAAAUCACAGACACCAUCUAGCUGGAAACCAGGAAACAGUCGACCUGAGAGCAGUGUGGAUUUAAGAGGGGCACAGCUUCAGUGGGCCAACGAGCUGUCCAGCAAGAAGAACGUUUUCAAGCUGCGGACAGUGACAGGAAAUGAGUUCUUGCUGCAGUCAGAGACAGACUCUCUGAUCAAAGAGUGGUACAGCACCAUCCAGAACGUCAUCGACAGGCUGGACCGUGAAAACCCGUUAGACAAUGUCCUUCUGUACUCUCUGAGGCGGGCGGGCAGCGUGGAGAUGCUGGACCACAGUGGAGACGAGGAUGAUAGGAGGACGUCACUCCCUCGCUCGUCAUCCAACCUGGAGAACACAGAGAGGAAGAGAGUGAAGACCCGGCUGAAGAAGCUGAUCCUAAAGAGACCUCCUCUGCAGGCACUGCAGGAGAAAGGGCUCAUUAAAGAUCAGGUGUUUGGCUGUCGUCUGGAGAUGCUCUGUGAGAGGGAGCAGAACACUGUCCCUCGCUUCGUCAGACUUUGCACUGCAGCUGUGGAAAAGAGAGGACUGGACACUGACGGUAUCUACAGAGUAUCGGGGAACCUGGCAGUGAUUCAGAAACUGCGCUUUCUGGUGAAUCACGAGCGAGCGGUGACCACCGACGGCCGUUACAUGUUCCCAGCGGCAUUGGUGCAAGAGGAGAAGCUGAAUUUGGACGAGAGUGACUGGGAGGACAUUCAUGUCAUCACAGGAGCUUUGAAACUUUUCUUUCGUGAGCUUCCCGAGCCCCUGGUGCCCUUCGGCUUCUUCACCGACAUCGUGGAGACAGUCAAGAUGUCAGACUACAUGGACAAAGUGGAUCGUUUGAAGUGUCUGGUACUCAACAUGCCUCCUCCAAACCAUGACACACUGCAGUUUAUGUGUCGCCAUCUCAAACGAGUGUUGGAGCAUUCAGACACGAACCGAAUGACCACCCAGAACAUCGGCAUCGUGUUCGGACCGACCCUUAUGCGCCCGGAGCGGGACAAUGGCAACAUGGCAGUGAAUAUGAUUUACCAGAACCAGGCAGUGGAGCUCAUCCUCAGCGAGUUUGACCACAUCUUUGGAAGAACAGGCCCCUCUUGAACUUUUUGGACAGAGGGGGUUCAAAAAUCUCCUCCAGAUCAGACAAAAGCACAAGUAGUGCAGCGUUUGUCCUCUUUGCCUGUUGAGUCAUGUGGUGUAAAAUGGAUUUCACAUCAAAAGAUAAUUACGGGGUAAAAAGAACCAGGACAGAAAGCUGCUAAUCGUGACAUCUGGCCUGCACAUAAAGCCAUGUUAAAACAAUAAUAGUAAAACAAACCAAUUUUAGCUGCAAUACUUGUGUCUUUGAUUGCAGAUGUGGAGCCCAGCCCUUGUGUUCUUUACAGCUGGAGCCUCCAUGUCACUUUUACUUGACGUUACAGACUUGAUCAGGAUAAAUAAAAGCCAUGAAGGUGAUGCAUCUCCUCCAGCUGGAGUUUUAAUCAGUUAUUCAUCAAGGAAGGGUGUGUCUUAAAGUAGCACUGAAACAAAACUUAGCAGAACCAUCUCACUGUGAAAACAGAUGUAUCAGCACCUCUUGCAGCAGGGAUGGACAGAUCCCACCUGCAGUGGGUAGCAUGGAUAUACUGUAAAAUAUGCAAACAAGGAGGAAGCGAGCUUGGUGCAUAAAUGUGCCCGCAUCUCUGCUGAGUUCUACAGUGUUAGAUGAAGACUCUUUUAGGUUUAUUUCAGAGUUCAGAGGUGAAGUUCAACAGGGAAGUCAUCAUAAAUAGAAAAAAAUGCAUUUUUCAGUCAUGGGAUGAAUUUGCCAAGAGGGCAGUUCCUUUGUACCAAAUAGUAAUUUUUAGUUUGUGGACCCUUUUAAAACUUUCCUCAUUGUACAAAUUUGGAUCAGUCUUAUAUUUUUACUAGUGCAAACUCCAAUAGAUUAAGUUAAAAAUAUUCAUUGUAAAUAUGUGAAUUAAAAAGCUGUCUUUGUCAACUAGUAGCACUUUGCAUACAGUUUGUGUGACGUGACAUUAUAUAUUAGACAAAUUCAAACUGAUACAUUUGCUUUGUGUCAUUGAGAUGUUGCUCGGACCUGAUUGUUAUCUCUCCUGCAAUAAAAAAGGUGAACAAA